AUGUCGAAUGCUCAAUUUUUAAGAGAAUAUAAAAUUGUAAUUGUUGGUGGUGGUGGUGUUGGAAAAUCUGCAUUAACGAUUCAAUUUAUCCAAUCACAAUUUGUUGAUGAAUAUGAUCCUACUAUUGAAGAUUCUUAUCGUAAACAAUGUGUUAUUGAUGAUGAAGUUGCUUUGUUAGAUGUGUUGGAUACUGCUGGACAAGAGGAAUAUAGAGCUAUGCGUGAACAAUAUAUGCGUAGUGGCGAAGGAUUUCUUUUAGUCUACUCCAUCACAUCACGCAACUCAUUUGAAGAAAUUGCGACUUUUCAUGAACAGAUUCUUAGAGUUAAGGAUAAAAACUAUUUCCCAAUAAUUGUGGUAGCCAACAAAAGUGACUUAGAAAAAGAAAGACAAGUUUCAGAACAAGAGGGACAAGAAUUUGCUAAACAAUCCAACUGUAGAUUCAUUGAAACCUCAGCUAAACUACGUACUAAUGUUGAUGAAGUGUUCUAUAAUCUUGUUCGUGAAAUUCGAAGAUACAACAAAGAAUUGCAAUUAUUACAAGACAUUGAUAAGAAAUCAUCAAAUAAUCAACGAAGCGUAAAUGGUGGUAAAAAUGAGCAUUUUGAUUCUGUUAAUAACC
Entrophospora candida is the source of this 622-nucleotide messenger RNA. NCBI's taxonomy places the organism in Eukaryota, Fungi, Glomeromycota, Glomeromycetes, Entrophosporales, Entrophosporaceae. The record is from the annotation of a GenBank genome assembly.